CAGAACAGUGGAGAUGGGUGACAUUCGGUAAUUGGCGCUUGUCAUUCGGAGGGCGGAUCUGACAAUCAGGUGGGUAUUAAGGGAAACAUUAUAAGAAGAGGAGCAGACUUGGUCGAUUUUCUAGCCAACUGAUCAGAAAUUAUCUAUAGCCACGAUCACUGUUAGCAUGGCUCACUCGAUGAAAAAGCCUUGGAUAGAGACGCCGUUGAUUGAAUCUGCUGCCUUCUCUAGAGCGGCAGGAUGUAGAGUCUUCCUGAAGUUGGAGCUGCUGCAACCUGGCGGCUCGUUCAAGUCACGAGCCGUCGGAAAUCUAAUCCUUUCAGCCCUCCUGAACCCAAUCAACGAGGGCAAGAAGCUGCACUUCUACAGUUCCUCUGGCGGGAAUGCUGGGAUGGCAGCCGUGAUUGCCGCGCGAGACCUCGGCUGUCCCUGCACCGUGAUCGUCCCUGUGAGCACAAAGGCCCGCGUAGUCAACAAGCUGCUUGAAGUCGGCGCCGCGGACGUAAUUAAAACCGGGGACAGCUGGUUCGAAGCCGACCGGUACCUCCGGGAGAGGUUCAUCGAGAACCAAGAAGUCUCAAGCGAACCCCCAACGACGAAAAACAUCUAUGUGCCCCCCUUCGACCACCCGGAUAUCUGGGACGGAGUAGGAUCCAUCAUACCGGAACUAGCGAGGCAAUUACCGCCUCGAGAGCGGAGGGAGGCAGAUGAUUCAGCGUCUGCGUUUCCUGCGGACGUACUCGUUGCCAGUGUUGGCGGCGGGGGUCUCUUCAACGGCUUGAUCUGCGGUCUAGAUAAAUACCUACAGGCUAACUGCGAGGAUGUCGGUAUCGAGGCAAGUAAAGUGCAUGUCGUGGCGGUCGAAACAAAAGGGACAGACUCGCUGGCCCUCUCGCUACGGGAGGGUAGUCUCCAGUCGCUCCCGGCCAUCACCUCGCUUGCAACCUCGCUCGGCGCCCUGUGUGUAGCACCGCAGACUCUGAAGAAUGCCCGGUCGCCACCUCCUGGCAUCCAAGUCACCAGCCUUGUGGGAACGGAUGCGGAGGCUGCUAACGGGGUGGUUCUUUUAUCGGACGAGCUGCGCUUACAGGUCGAGUUGGCGUGCGGUAUCAGUGUCGAGGUCGCGGUCUCGAAGAGGUUAAAAGAGGCCGUGAAAGGCCUGAAGCCAGAUAGCAGGGUCGUCGUGAUUGUCUGUGGAGGUAACAAUAUCACGGCAGAGAUGAUUGCUGAGUACCGCCAGAAACUGCAGAACGGUUGGUCAUAAACACUACCUAGUCAUGGGAAGACCUUGGGCGAGGGGAAAGCACUGAAAGUGCAAAGCAUGCGUAGCGAAAUCUGUACCCAGUCUAUUAUAUAUGUGAAUCCAGCGUGCUAUUGAGCAGAGCCGAAGCGUUGUUUUAGAAGUGGCCGAGUUUAUACGAAUCUUCGCUUGUUCUAAUGGUCAUGUUUAUACAUUAUAAAGCUUGAUGUAUGCCAACAGCACACUGUAGUUCUUGCCUCGGACAAAGGUCAACCCAAGGAACAAGAAGCCGAAGUCUAGUUAAGAAAAAAAAAAGAUGUGAAUGGAAGAACAGCCGUACAUCUGGUGCUCGACGACUUCUGCCUGCUUAGUCGCUGUCGCUGGCACUAUCGCCAUCAUGAUUGUCUGGGUCUUCCCGAAUUCCCUCUGCCAGGAUAUAUUCGGCUUUUUGCAGAGCCGACUUGAUAUCCUGCUUAUUGUAGA
This is a messenger RNA of Penicilliopsis zonata CBS 506.65, 1723 nucleotides long. RefSeq lists its product as hypothetical. The transcript has 3 exons. Gene Ontology annotation, molecular function: pyridoxal phosphate binding; threonine deaminase activity; L-serine ammonia-lyase activity. Lineage: Eukaryota; Fungi; Ascomycota; Eurotiomycetes; Eurotiales; Aspergillaceae. The record is from RefSeq and is a predicted model, not a curated record. Gene Ontology annotation, biological process: L-serine catabolic process; L-threonine catabolic process. Bases 167 to 1264 code for a protein of 365 amino acids.